Heterostelium album PN500 is the source of this 516-nucleotide messenger RNA. RefSeq lists its product as uncharacterized. NCBI's taxonomy places the organism in Eukaryota, Evosea, Eumycetozoa, Acytosteliales, Acytosteliaceae. The transcript is spliced from 3 exons. The record is from RefSeq and is a predicted model, not a curated record. The coding region runs from base 1 to 516 and encodes 171 amino acids.
AUGGUUUUUGCAGCCUUCGAUGUUGGUUGUACGGCUAGGCCUACUUCUCGUAGUUUCAAAAGACAGUAUAUGACGUUCAAUGCGAACUGUGUAGAAGGAAAGAUAAAGAGUUUACAGGCGUUGAAGACUGGAUAUAUAGACUACAUCAAAAAGAUAAGAGAAAAAGCAAAAGAACAACAACUAAUAACCAAAACAACACGCAACAACAGAAAAUUCAGACAACAACGAGAGCAUUUGAGUUCUGGAGCCAACUCUGGAGACAUAUCCAACUACAUUAAAAACAAGAAGAACUGGUCAGCUCCAGGCCCAAAUGGAAUUUGCAACUAUUGGAUUAAGAGGAUUAAGAGAUACCAUGAGGACCUAGCUGAAGCCUUCAAUGAGUACCUAUACUUGGAUAUCAUGGAGUUCCCUAAAUGGUUCUGUGAAGGAAUAACAUACCGGAUCCACAAGGGAGGUGACAAAGAGGACGAAGCCAACUACAGACCAAUCACAUGCAUUAACAGCACAUUCAAUUAA